CCGCCCUGCCAUUGAACGUCAAUCCUAUCUAUAGUGCUAAGCCACGCAACCAAUCACAAAUUUAUAGAAGUAUUCUGCGUAUUCGCGUUUGUUCUUCAAACUGGCACCAUUCGGAUCAACUACCCCGAUGAAUUACGUUCAGCUUGAAAAACUAGGUGAAGGGACGUAUGCCACAGUCUACAAGGGUCGUUCACGGACUACAAAUGAGAUAGUGGCACUGAAGGAGAUCCAUCUCGACGCCGAGGAGGGAACACCGUCAACUGCUAUUCGGGAGAUAUCUCUCAUGAAGGAGCUCAAACAUGUCAAUAUUGUCCGACUGCACGAUGUUAUUCAUACAGAGACCAAACUGGUCCUCAUAUUCGAAUAUUGUGAGCAAGACCUGAAGAAAUACAUGGAUACACAUGGAGAGCGUGGUGCCCUUGAUCCUGCCACGGUCCGUAGUUUCAUGUAUCAACUCCUGAAAGGGACUGCGUUCUGCCACGAGAAUCGUGUUCUGCACCGCGAUCUCAAGCCGCAGAAUCUCCUGAUUAACCGGAAGGGUGAGUUAAAGAUUGGUGACUUCGGUCUAGCACGAGCGUUCGGUGUACCUGUUAAUACUUUCUCAAACGAGGUCGUGACAUUGUGGUAUCGGGCACCAGACGUUCUUCUCGGUUCAAGAACAUACAAUACGUCAAUUGAUGUUUGGUCCUGUGGAUGCAUAUUUGCUGAAAUGAUCUCCGGGGUUCCGCUUUUCCGUGGAAGAGACAACCAGGACCAACUGUUACACAUCAUGCGUAUUGUCGGCACGCCAGAUGAGAGAACUUUGAGGAAGAUAGCAGCCGACUCUCCUGAAAUAACGCUUAAACAAUACCCGAGAUACCCUAAAAUACCGUUCCAACAAAUAAUACCGAAAGCAUCCCCCCAAGCUUGCGAUCUUCUCGAACGACUACUCCAGUUCGAUCCCGCCAAGCGGCUCACGGCUGCCGAAGCAUUGAGCCACCCUUAUUUCACAAGCACGGCUCCAAACGUUUAUAACGUCGCCAAUCCUGCAGCUACUGGUUCGAUGGCUCCACCAAUGUAUAACUAUCCAUUCCAAGGCCAAGUACAACAACAAGCACCACAGUUUGUGCAACCAAUGCAAACAAUGUACUCUACCCAUGCUGCUGCGCAGGCUCAAGCACAGGUUCAAGCACAGGCACGCGCCCAUGCCCAGGCUCAAGCGCAAGCGCAGGCUCAGGCUCAGCGCCAAAUGAUGGCGUAUGCUCAGAAUCCACAGGCGCCUCAACCCGGGUACGACGGCGUCUCUCAGUAUGCGCCACAAUCGUAUGGACACAGUUAGCGAGGCCGUUUUCUAAAUCCUCUUCUUUACGAAUCUUCUUAUGGAGUGUACUAUGCCAAGUGUAUUAGCAAGUUGAAUGUAACCUCUUCCAAAAUCGAGUUUACACCGCACGAUUCCACAAAUAGCGUUAGUUACUAUCCAUAACUUAGGCGAUUUCUCGAGUAACC
Molecule: messenger RNA, 1485 nt
Organism: Fomitiporia mediterranea MF3/22
Lineage: Eukaryota; Fungi; Basidiomycota; Agaricomycetes; Hymenochaetales; Hymenochaetaceae
Product: Pkinase-domain-containing protein
Exons: 8
Coding region: 128-1318 (396 amino acids)
Biological process (GO): protein phosphorylation
Cellular component (GO): cytoplasm; nucleus
Molecular function (GO): cyclin-dependent protein serine/threonine kinase activity; ATP binding
Source: RefSeq, a predicted model, not a curated record